GGAGCUGGGACCUGUGUAGGAGAUGGUUCUCGCCAUGCUGGGGGCUCUGCACCCCCGGGCUGGGCUCAGCCUCUUCCUCCACCUUAUCCUGGCAGUGGCACUGCUUCACUCCCAGCCUCUGAGGUCUCAGCAGUCUGUUCCUGAGGCAUUUUCCGCACCCCUGGAACUCUCACAGCCACUCUCCGGCCUGGUGGAUGACUAUGGCAUCCUCCCCAAGCACCCGUGGCCGCGAGGGCCUCGACCCCGCCUGUCCCGGGCCCAGCAGCGCAAGCGGGAUGGGCCCGACCUUGCUGAGUAUUACUACGACGCACACCUAUGACCCAAGGCCCCCAUAAAGAUACUACACAUGACAAAGGCUUGGCUUUCCUGGGCUGGGAGUGAGAUGGGGACAGGAGGGGUCCAUACAGAUACAUCCACUGCAGUCCAGACAGGAAAUGGCACUUUAAUAGUUGGGGCCAGGGUGACAGGACCAAGAUGGGGCUGGCCUGUGUCAGUCAGGAAGCCUCCCUCCUGCUGGGACAGGGCCUUGCGGCAGCUCCUCCUCCCCACUGAGGUCCUAGGCCUGCCACAGGCCAGCAUGCCGGUGAGGUCAGUGGCAGGAGCCACCCAAAGUCCCGCAAAUGACGGAGCUGAGAACGGGGUCUUCACCUCCACGUGUUGCCAUUUCCUCACUGGAAAGUCCUUGGGAGGUGGCUGGGCUCAGCCUGAGCUCACGGCUUUUCGGUGGGGGUUGGGGCAGGGGCAGGGUGGGCACUUGCAGGUGGCACAGGCUUCAUCAAGGCAGGACACGGGCUUCAUCAAGGCAGGAGCCAGAGCGCCCGAGCCCUGGCAGGGGAGGUAAGGCCCAGGAUGGGGCAGGGCCGUGUGCUCCUGGAACGGACAUCCUUCUCUGCCAGAGGCCUGCCCCCCAAGCCCUGCCCCUCCCAAUCCCCAGGCAGCCCACUCUGCCCUCCAUAGAUGAAUCUAAUCCCAUAUAUUACAAUAAACCGCAUUUGCUUCUCCCCAUUGCCCCACCCUCCCCUACCCUGGGCCAGCAGCCCCCACUUCCUCAUCCCCUGGUGGUAGCAGGUGCCCCUCCUCAAGCAGUGCCACAUCCUGUCAGCAGCCAGCUGUCCUGGCACUGGCCUGAGGGCCGGGGGAUGCAGAGGGCGGGGCUGCACGGCUACUCCAGGUAGAUAUCUUCUGUGGGGCAGGUGUACUCCACAAACUGCUUGUAGAACUGCUGGAAUGCUCUCCUAGAAGCCAGGGGACACACAGAUGGCUCAGACCGCCACUGGCAAGGGAGGAAUGGGAUCCCGACCCAGGGUUUUCCCACCGGAGCCUUGGGGCCUGAAUGCAGCUCUGGUUCCUCUGGCCGGGGCCACUUGGCUCUGUUCUCUACAGAAUUGCCAUUGCAUUUCCCAGUAAGAUGUCAGCUGAAGACGUGGCUCAGCAGCUACCAAGCCUGGAAGCCACUCCUCAGGCUCGCCCUGCCCUGCCACCCUCCCUCCAGGCCACUGCACUGGGGUCUGGAGAUGGUUCUCCAGAGCUGCGGGGGAAACCAAGGGGCAAAGCUGAGCGCCAGGAAGCAGCCCUAGGGCCUGGGAUGAGGUGUGCUCCCUCGGGCUGGGUGCUCAGCAGGAUGCACACGUACCCCACGGACUCUGCCAGGGCUUUGGUGGAGUCUUCAGACACAAAGACAUGGCAGGCAAACCGGUGGUCGGCGGGGUGCUUGGUGAUGAACCCAAAGUACCUGCAGGGACAGGUCUGUCUGUGCUGGGACAGGGGCUCGGCCCACACCCAACCACCUGAAGGCUGCAGACCACCCGUGCCUCCUCCACUGCCAUCCCACCCCCACUUACUUGUUGUUCUUUGGAUGAUAUCCACAGAAAGAGAUGUUUUUUAACUGGAAAAAGUGGCUACAUUUAUUCCCCUACAGGAGGGAGAAAAGAAGCAAGAGGGCGGUCACCUGGCCUGCAAUGAGGGUGAGAGGAGACGGCCUCUUCACUCCAAGUCUUGGGGGAAAGCUGGGGGCCAUGGAAGGAAGGGGCUGGGUUGGGAGGAGUCACCUUGGCCUCCUGGGAGUCAUCGGCCUUGACGCCUAUCUUCACGCCCCGCACGCUGAUCUCCAGGACGCAGCUGGAGGGUGGGUUAAAGUGCACGGUGAGCCGGCGGGUGGUGGCAAUCUAUAGGUGACACACGGAGCCACGUCAGCUGCUGUCUGUUCCUCUGCUGAUCCCUCCUGUCCCAGGGCCUGAGCCCUGAGGCCUUUACUGCCUCUAGAAACCUGUAUUCCUCUGCCCCAGGGAGCAUCCAAGGGAGGAGAAGGGAGAGGACUCAGGUACCUUUUGCAUAGCGGCACAGAGGACGUCAUUGCCCUUGUGAUAGGGAACCUGGACUGAGCCCAGGAACUUCACCCGGAACUGGUCCACCCAGUCACUGUUUUUGGCCAGGGCUGGAAAGCAAGUGUGAAUUGAGGAGGGGCAGAAACAGCAGGAGGGAGCUGAGCAGCCAAGCGAAGGAGGGCGGGUAAGGCACAGGGAAUGGCAGAGCCCACACAGGCUGCCACAAUCCCUGGCUGCCCAACUUGGCCGGGCCUCACUUUGCUCGAUCGUGAAAAGGACCUAAAAUCACCUCCACUCAGCCCCCCACCUGUCUGGCUAAGAUCUGGAGUACACGUUCACCCAGCAGCAAGUCGGGGCAGACAGAUGUGGUGGCUGGGGGCACAGGCCAGGCAGGGAACGCUACCUGCCAUGUGCUCGGGCUCCUUGGUGACCUCGAUGGCGUAAUAGGCAGGAAAGACGCCCCGGGCACCGGUGCGCAUGUUGUAGGCCUCGUACCAGUAGUCUUCAGCCUGGAGCUCCACUAGCAGAGGGUCAUCCACUUCCAGCUCAAGUUCGUCUUCGUGUCGAGGCACAAACCUGUCCCCAGCAAGGACAGGUGAGAAAUUCGGCACCAGGGCCUGUCCGGCCAGGCCUACUCUGCGGUCUGGGAGCCACAGCAGCAUCGUCAUUUCAGUAAACAUUUG
Molecule: messenger RNA, 3007 nt
Organism: Macaca mulatta (Rhesus monkey)
Lineage: Eukaryota; Metazoa; Chordata; Mammalia; Primates; Cercopithecidae
Gene: FREY1
Product: Frey regulator of sperm-oocyte fusion 1
Biological process (GO): sperm-egg recognition; fusion of sperm to egg plasma membrane involved in single fertilization
Cellular component (GO): endoplasmic reticulum membrane
Source: RefSeq, a predicted model, not a curated record